Messenger RNA from Melitaea cinxia (Glanville fritillary), 3990 nucleotides. RefSeq lists its product as uncharacterized. NCBI's taxonomy places the organism in Eukaryota, Metazoa, Arthropoda, Insecta, Lepidoptera, Nymphalidae. The coding region runs from base 1 to 3990 and encodes 1329 amino acids. The record is from RefSeq and is a predicted model, not a curated record. Gene Ontology annotation, biological process: DNA repair; telomere maintenance. The transcript has 4 exons. Gene Ontology annotation, molecular function: DNA helicase activity.
AUGCCGAGAAGAAAGCCAAAUAUAGGACGCAGUACGUCUGCUGCUAAAAGACUUCGUUUGAAUCGGAAUAGUGAAAAUAAUGAAGAGAGAGAACUGCGUUUAUCAUUGGACCGUGAAAGACAUAUUUCGCAAAGACUGCGAGAGUCUUCUGCGGAACGUAACGCACGUUCUCCUUCCAUUGUUUGUCAAUACUGUUCGGCACUGAGAUGGAAAGAUGAGUCAAAAGGUUUAUGUUGUUCAAAUGGUAAGGUAAAAUUAGAUGAAAUAGGUGCUCCACCUGAACCUUUAAAUUCUCUACUUGAUGAAAGUCAUCCAAAGCAUACAGAAUUUAUGCGUCAUAUUCGGCGGUAUAAUAAUGCGUUCCAGAUGACUUCAUUCAAAAGUCAACGAGUAGUUGAAAACGGCUUCAUGCCAACAUUUAAAGUCCAGGGCCAGGUUUACCACCUUGCAGGUAGUCUUCUUCCACAAGUUCCUGACGACCAUAAGUUUUUGCAGAUAUAUUUUAUUUCCGAUCCUGAAGUUCAAGCAACGACUCGAUGUAAUAUUAGUAAUAGUAAUUCAAGAACACCACUUGAUAACUCUAUAGUCAGGUCAUUGCAAAACAUGUUGCAUUUGCAUAACAGAUACGUACAAUCUUUUAAAACUGCAAUGGAAAGUAUCUCUCUCGAUGUCCCAGAUUACAAUGUAGUAAUUCAUGCCAGCAGGGUACCUGACGGUGAACACCGUGGACGGUAUAAUGCUCCUUCUACCAGUGAAGUAGCAGUUGUCAUUGCUGGACAACAAUUUGACAAAAGGGAUAUCGUUCUUCGAAGCCGCGACGAAAAUCUCCACAAAAUUUCCGAACUACAUCGUUCAUAUGACAGUCUUCAAUAUCCAUUGAUGUUUUGUCGAGGUGAAAACGGAUACACAAUUGAUAUUCCCCAAGUUAAUCCUUCUACAGGAGACAGAGUACAGAAGAAAGUUUCAUGUAUGAAUUAUUAUUGCUAUCGUUUAAUGGAACGCCAUAAUCAUUAUAAUGUUUUACUAAGGUACGGAAUGUUACUGAAUCAAUAUGUUGUAGAUCAGUAUGCUAAACUAGAAUCAGAACGUUUAGCUUUUAUACGAAAUAACCAAACACAAUUACGCGCAGAAAAUUAUAUACACUUACAGGAUGCUUUACAUUCUAAUGAACACACGACAAACAAUAUUGGGCAGCUGGUAAUAUUACCGUCAUCUUUUACUGGCGGACCAAGAUACUUACACGAAAAAACUCAAGAUGCCAUGACCUAUGUCAGGAAUUACGGGAAACCUGACCUCUUCAUUACUAUGACCUGUAAUCCUAAUUGGAAAGAAAUAAAAGAUAAUCUGCAUUCCACCGCAACACCUCAAGACCGAUAUGACAUUUUAAAUCAAUUACCAGACCAAGACGAAGACCCAACAUUGUAUGACAUCGUGGUAAGGAACAUGAUUCACGGACCCUGUGGAGCUUUAAACCCUAAAUCGCCAUGCAUGCAUGAGGGAAAAUGUUCAAAAAAAUUCCCAAAACCAUAUCAGAGUCAAACUUCAACUGGUGAUGAUGGCUAUCCAAAGUAUAGAAGAUUAUCACCAGAGGAAGGAGGACGCAAGGCUGCUAUUCGUAAUUACGAAAUUGAUAACAGAUGGGUAGUGCCUUACAAUAAACUAUUAUUAAAAAUUUUCGAGGCGCAUGUUAAUGUAGAACUUUGCAGUUCCGUGAAAUCAAUAAAAUAUGUCACUAAAUACAUCAAUAAAGGAAGUGACCAGGCUACGUUUAGUUUACAUUCUACAAAUGAAGUAGAACAAUUUCAAUCUGGCCGCUACAUUUGUAGUUCUGAAGCACUAUGGCGGAUUAUGUCCUUCAAUAUUCAUGAAAGAGCACCAACUGUCACACACCUCGCUGUUCAUUUAGAAAACGGACAGCAGGUGUAUUUCACUGAAAAUAAUGUAAAUGACAUUGUGAAUAAUCCAAGAGAUACUACUUUAACAGCGUUUUUCAAACUAUGUGCAGAGGACGACUUCGCAAAAACUCUGACCUACGACAAGGUGCCUGCCUAUUAUACCUGGAAUCAAAAUACGAAAAAAUUCCAACGACGAAAGCAGGGGGCGGUAGUUCUCGGGUACCCUGGCGUGAGAAAAACAGAUGCUCUUGGAAGGGUGUACGUGGUACACCCUAAUAAUGCAGAAUGUUUUCAUUUGCGGUUGUUACUCCACGUUAUAAAAGGCCCUACUUCGUUUAGAAGUCUCCGCACUUUUGAAGGUGUAACUUACGACACAUUCCAAGGGGCUUGCAAAGCUAUGGGCCUCCUCGAAGAUGACAGUCACUGGGAGAGUACGCUCUCUGAAGCAGCCAUAUGCUGUUCACCAAAAUCACUUAGGUGCCUUUUUGCCAUUAUGAUAUCGUUCUGCCAAAUCACGGACCCGCAUCUUCUUUGGCAAAACUAUCAGGAAAGUAUGUCCGAAGAUAUACUGCAACGCAGACGACAAGAACUGUCAUCAGAUGAUUUAGAGUACGACCAAAAUAUUUUUGAUGAAGCUUUAAAUGAAUUAAAUAAAGAGGUCGAAUCUCUAUCAGGUAAAAGUAUAAAAGAUUUUGGUUUUAACUUACCGUUAAAUUCAAAUCUUUAUGUAAUGAACAACAUCGAGGAUUUACGAGAGACUGACUAUGAUUACACCCAACUCUUACAGACAAUUCAAGAUGAACAUCGCUUAAAUCCAGAACAAAAAAUUGUUUACGACCAAAUAUUGUCAUCAGUUAAUAGUAAUGAAGGGAAAAUGUUCUUUCUAGAUGCACCCGGGGGCACGGGUAAAACAUUUAUAAUUAAUUUAUUAUUAGCAAAAGUAAGGUCUGACAGAAAAAUUGCUCUUGCCGUGGCGUCGUCCGGUAUUGCAGCCACACUUUUGAAAGGCGGGCGAACUGCACAUUCCACUUUCAAACUACCUUUAAAAAUUUGCAGUGACGACGUCUCUAGCGUUUGUAACAUCUCAAAACAGAGUAAAACAGGUAAAUUAAUGCAGGAUUGUAGCUUGAUUAUUUGGGACGAAGCUUCCAUGUCCCAUAAAGCAUCAGUUGAGGCAUUAGACAGGACAAUGCGCGAUUUACGCAACAGAAAUUGCCCAAUGGGUGGCUGCACCGUUUUGUUUUCUGGAGACUUUCGUCAAAUUUUGCCAGUCAUAGCAAGGGGGACUAGAGCUGACGAAGUCAAUGCAUCACUCAAAAGAUCUUAUCUUUGGCCACAUAUUACAAAAUGUAAUGGUGCAUUUCAAUCCGGAAAUGUUAAAAUCAAUCUUAGUAACCUAUGUGCUUUGGUUCAAAAUGUGGAAGAAUUGGUUGAGACCGUAUAUCCCGAUAUUACUAAUAUAACUACAAAGACUUUAUGUUGGUUUAAGGAAAGGGCUAUAUUGGCACCUACUAAUGAACAGGUUGAUAAAAUUAAUCAUUUAAUUAUUUCCAAGUUUGAAGCACCAUCACAGAUAUACUAUUCAGUUGAUACAGUUUUGGAUACCGCAGAGGCAGUACAUUAUCCAACUGAAUUUUUGAAUUCUUUAGUUCCUCCCGGAAUUCCUCCACACAAGUUAAUAUUAAAAGUGGGUUCACCAGUGAUAUUACUUAGAAAUUUAAAUCCCCCAAAAUUGUGUAAUGGCACGAGACUCAAAAUAGUUAAAUUAAAAAACUUUCUAAUCGAAUGCACUAUUUUAACUGGCUGUGGUACUGGUGAUACUGUUUUAAUUCCCAGAAUACCGAUGAUUCCCUCCGAAUUACCCUUCCAAUUCAAAAGACUGCAAUUUCCAAUCAAAUUAGCCUUUGGUAUUACUAUUAAUAAGGCACAAGGCCAAACUUUAAAAGUUGCAGGAAUAGAUUUAACUGAUCAAUGUUUUUCUCACGGCCAGUUAUAUGUUGCCCUUUCAAGGGUGACAUGUAAAAAUAAUCUGUUUGUGUUUACUAACAAUCCGUCAGAAGUAAUGAACGUUGUGUAUAAGGAAAUAUUUCAAUAG